AUGGCCAUAAUAACAGGAAUCUUCAUCAUUCAACGCUUUGGUACAAAGCUCUACUGGAAGCUCCCCCUCGGCCUUGACGAUCUCUUCAUCGCACUGACGAUGUGUGUCGCCAUUCCUUCCAUCGUCAUCAACUCCCGUGGUCUCGCCCCCAACGGCAUGGGUCGCGACAUCUGGACCGUUACGCCUGAUCAGAUCACCCAGUUUGGAAUGUUCUUCUACACCAUGGCCAUCAUGUACUUCUCUCUACAAACAUUUCUGAAGCUGUCUAUGCUGUUCUUUUACCUGAGAAUCUUUCCGACGCAGAAUGUCAGGAGGUUGCUUUGGGGGACUGUUGCCUUCACGGUUGUCUUUGGACUGGUGUUUAUCUUCGUGGCCAUCUUCCAGUGUCGGCCCAUCAACUACUUCUGGUUGAAGUGGGAUGGACAACAUGAGGGCAAAUGCGCCGAUAUCAAUGCGGUUACUUGGUCCAAUGCCGCUAUCAACAUCGCCCUUGACUUUUGGAUCCUUGGUAUUCCCUUGUCUCAGCUAAAGUCACUCAACUUGGAUUGGCGAAAGAAGAUAGGUGUUGGCAUGAUGUUCAGCGUCGGUAUCUUUGUCACAAUCAUGAGUAUUCUUCGUCUUCACGCCACAGUCCAAGCCGGCGUCAAGACCACCAACGCAACAUGGGAAUACCUCGCUGUAUCAAAAUGGUCCACCAUCGAAGGCAACGUCGGUAUCAUCUGCGCAUGCAUGCCGUCCCUUCGAAUCCUGCUCGUCCGCCUAUUCCCCAAGAUCCUGGGUACUUCCCAACGCUACUACAACUAUGGCAGCAAGAGCAACAAGCCAACGCCUGGCAACACUCACAACCGCAGUGUUCCGCUUGGAACCAAUGCCACUUCUCAAGCAGAUCGAUCACAAAGGCGGGUUGACCCUGUAGGUAUUGAAUGUCAUAGGACAUAUGAGGUGGAAUAUGGAGACAAUGAUGAAACAUAUUUGGUUCAUAUGAAGGAUAUGGAUCAUAAGAGUGCGAGAUCAGAUAUCAGGUCGGAAAUCUCUCUUUAA
Fusarium musae is the source of this 1041-nucleotide messenger RNA. RefSeq lists its product as uncharacterized. The transcript is spliced from 2 exons. NCBI's taxonomy places the organism in Eukaryota, Fungi, Ascomycota, Sordariomycetes, Hypocreales, Nectriaceae. The record is from RefSeq and is a predicted model, not a curated record. Bases 1 to 1041 code for a protein of 346 amino acids.